AUGGGGGCGAAUACUUCGAAUACACUUGACCAGUCCGAGGUUGAGGAAAUUGCAGAAGAAACUGGGUUUUCUCCAAAACAGAUUUAUCGAUUAUACAAUAGAUAUUUGGCUUUGGACAAGACGAACGCUGGGUAUUUGAGGCGUCAUGAUUUUCUGUUAAUUCCAGAAUUAGCCAUUAAUCCACUUGGCGAUCGAAUCGUGAAUGAAUUCUUUAAAGAUAGUCAAGGUGAAUUGAAUUUUCGUCAAUUUGUAAGGAAAUUAGCAAGAUUUCGUAAAGUUCGACCACAACAAUCAACUCAAUUUAAUAAUCGUGAUGCAAAAUUACGAUUUCUAUUCGGUAUGUAUGAUUUAGAUAUGGAUGGUAAAAUAUCAAGAAAUGAAUUAUUGGGGAUGUUACAAAUGAUGGUUGGUGCUAAUAUUACUGUUGAACAGAUCAAUAAUAUUGGUGAAAGAACAAUGGCUGAAGCAGAUCUUGAUGGUGAUUGUUAUAUAUCCUAUGCGGAAUUUGUACAAGCAUUCGACAAUGUGGAUAUUGAACAAAAAAUGAGUAUACGAUUCUUGGAAUGA
Schistosoma rodhaini is the source of this 567-nucleotide messenger RNA. NCBI's taxonomy places the organism in Eukaryota, Metazoa, Platyhelminthes, Trematoda, Strigeidida, Schistosomatidae. The record is from the annotation of a GenBank genome assembly.